CGGCUCCUCCUCCCCCGCGCUCCUCUCAGAGCUCCGGCCGCGCGCCCCUCCUUCGUUCGCUCGGUGCCCGCGCAGGCCCCCCGGGCGGCGGCGACUAGGCGCCCAGGCGAAGGCGGCGGCCGGCGGAGGAGCGCAGGAACGGACGGCCAGGCCACCGCGCGGCUACGGAGCGGGCCGCGGCCCGGCGCUCGUCCCCCCCCGCGGCCCGACGCACCCCGGCCGCCGCCAUGAGCGGCUCCUCAGGCACCCCGUAUCUGGGCAGCAAGAUCAGCCUCAUCUCCAAGGCGCAGAUCCGCUACGAGGGCAUUCUCUACACCAUCGACACCGAUAACUCCACCGUGGCGCUUGCCAAAGUGAGGUCCUUUGGCACUGAAGACCGUCCCACAGAUAGGCCUGCGCCCCCCAGAGAGGAGAUUUAUGAGUACAUCAUUUUCCGGGGAAGUGACAUCAAAGAUAUCACUGUGUGUGAACCUCCGAAAGCUCAGCACACACUCCCGCAGGAUCCCGCCAUUGUUCAGUCUUCCCUGGGUUCUGCCUCCGCCUCGCCCUUCCAGCCGCACGUGCCUUACAGCCCUUUCCGAGGGAUGGCGCCCUACGGCCCGCUGGCGGCCAGCUCCCUGCUCAGCCAGCAGUAUGCCGCCUCCCUGGGUCUAGGAGCUGGUUUUCCAUCCAUCCCAGUCGGCAAGAGCCCCAUGGUGGAGCAGGCUGUCCAGACUGGUUCUGCUGACAACCUGAAUGCUAAAAAGCUGUUACCUGGCAAGGGCACCACAGGGACGCAACUCAACGGUCGUCAGGCCCAGCUGAGCAGCAAGACAACCAGUGAUGUAGUCCAGCCAGCAGCUGUGCAAACUCAAGGGCAGGUGAAUGAUGAGAACAGAAGACCUCAGAGGAGGCGUUCAGGAAACAGGCGAACAAGGAAUCGCUCCAGAGGGCAAAACCGUCCAACUAACGUCAAGGAAAACACAAUCAAAUUUGAGGGUGACUUUGAUUUCGAGAGUGCAAAUGCCCAGUUCAACCGAGAGGAGCUUGACAAAGAAUUUAAGAAGAAACUGAAUUUUAAAGAUGACAAGGCUGAGAAGGGGGAUGAGAAGGACCUGGCCGUGGUGACCCAGAGCGCCGAAGCGCCUGCCGAGGAAGACCUUCUGGGGCCCAAUUGCUACUAUGACAAAUCCAAGUCGUUCUUUGACAACAUCUCUUCUGAACUCAAGACCAGCUCCAGGCGGACGACGUGGGCUGAAGAGAGGAAGCUCAACACGGAAACCUUUGGGGUGUCAGGGAGGUUUCUUCGUGGCCGCAGUUCUCGGGGUGGAUUCCGAGGAGGCAGGGGCAAUGGGACCACCCGUCGCAACCCCACUUCCCACAGGGCCGGGACUGGCAGGGUGUGAGGGUGCAGCCAAAGGCUCCUACUGAAGUGGCGCAGAAAUGACGCUGUGUGUCAGGACGCGAGGAAAACGCUGCACUUACAGGGAGAAGUGGUCACUUUGUUUCUGGAGUUUGGAAGAGUCCCAUACUGCUACUUAUGUUUUGGACUUAACUGAACUUGGACAUGGUCUGAGUUAGAACCACUUGUUUUGGGGAAGUAUUCAUGGGUAACCUCUUUGAGGUCUCUUUACCUAUGUUUCAUUUUUAGUUGCGCAUAGCCUAAUUCUAAGGUUUUGGUAUUUUGCAAAGAGGUUUCUAUAGUGAAAGCUGAAUCCUUACUUUGUGAUUUUUUUUUUUUUAAUGACAGCUUUGACUUUUAAAAGUGGAACCAAAUCUCAUUUGGCAAGUGUGGCAGCCAAUUGCAUCUCUGUAACUCAGCUGACCCCUGGUGCUGCUGGCCUGGCACCCCCACCGCCAGGAGUGGGGUCUCAGGAGUCAGGGCCAGCAUAGGGUGGUGUGUGUGUCGGGGGUGGGUGGGUGGAGGGCACGGAAGGGGUUGUCCCAUGGAUCAUGUUGUAUAAGUGAACCAGACCACCCUGAUGGCAUCCACAGUGAUGUCAAGGUUGGGGCUGGCCAGGGGUGGGUGGACUAGAAACAUUUGGGAGUAGUGGCCAGGGGCCCUGGACGCUAGCCAUGGAGCUGCUGCACAGAGCCUGGUGUCCACAAGCUUCCAGGUCGGGGUUGGAGCCUGGGAUGAGCCCCGGCAGCACCUUGGCCCUUCUGUGGUCCCUGCCAGCCUCUGACCUGGGCCGGUCAGUCGUUGCUGGACUCUGGCCACACACUGGUGUUCUCAUCCACUUGGAAACGAGCCAGUCUUCUGCAAGGUCAGUUGACCAAGAGCAUAUUUCCCCUCGGUUGUACAUCCUUGUUUUGUGUUUCUGUUUUAAUGGUGGGUGGAGGGAGGGCGGGGUCUACAUUUGUUGCAUGAGUCAAUGGGUCAGAACUUUAGUAUACGCAUGCGUCCUCUGAGUGACAGGGCAUUUUGUCAAAAAUAAGCACCUUGGUAACUAAACCCCUCUGAUAGCUAUAAAAGCUUUAGUUCUGUAUUGAUUAAGUUACUGUAAAAGCUUGGGUUUAUUUUUGUAGGACUUAAUGGCUAAGAAUUAGAACAUAGCAAGGGGGCUCCUCUGUUGGAGUAAUGUAAAUUGUAAUUAUAAAUAAACAUGCAAACCUUUAAAAUUU
Molecule: messenger RNA, 2604 nt
Organism: Piliocolobus tephrosceles (Ugandan red Colobus)
Lineage: Eukaryota; Metazoa; Chordata; Mammalia; Primates; Cercopithecidae
Gene: LSM14B
Product: LSM family member 14B
Exons: 9
Coding region: 228-1385 (385 amino acids)
Molecular function (GO): mRNA binding
Source: RefSeq, a predicted model, not a curated record